Messenger RNA from Zychaea mexicana, 2019 nucleotides. Its product is annotated as Alg9-like mannosyltransferase family-domain-containing protein. Lineage: Eukaryota; Fungi; Mucoromycota; Mucoromycetes; Mucorales; Lichtheimiaceae. Gene Ontology annotation, biological process: protein N-linked glycosylation. Gene Ontology annotation, cellular component: endoplasmic reticulum membrane. The transcript has 7 exons. The record is from RefSeq and is a predicted model, not a curated record. Bases 1 to 2019 code for a protein of 672 amino acids. Gene Ontology annotation, molecular function: alpha-1,2-mannosyltransferase activity.
AUGCCAACAAACCAAGAGCUACGCUCGAGGUCCAACAAAAAAACGAGCAAAGGGGCCAAAAAAGCUGAGGCUGCCAAACCAUCAUUAGCUUCCGCUGGAAAUCCGAACGUUCAAGCUGCAAGAGCUGCACGCGAUCUGUUGACGGAAGCCGGUACCUUUUCGUUCUCAUUCAACUCGGCAUUCAGAAUUUUGUUGAUUGCGCGCAUCACAUCGGCUCUGUUUGGUGUUAUCCAAGAUUGCGAUGAAGUCUUCAACUAUUGGGAGCCGCUUCAUUACCUUCAGCACGGUACUGGCAUGGAGACGUGGGAAUACUCCCCAGAGUUUGGCAUUCGAAGCUGGGCUUAUAUUCUUGUGCACAGUAUUGUGGCAACUGCUGUCAGUAUCUUGGCUACACACAAGAUGCAAGUGUUUUAUCUGUUGCGUUUGGCGUUUGCUGCAAUUUCUGCCUUUGUUGAAGCUCGAUUCUACCGUACAGUCACUGAAGAGAUCAAUCCACAUGUCGGUCGCUAUGUGUUUGUCGGUUUGUUUUUUAGCGCUGGCAUGUUUAAUGCAUCGACAGCUUUCUUGCCAUCCUCGUUUGCAAUGUGGACGACGUUUUUGGCUUUCUCGUACGCUCUUCGACCACCAAACCAAAUCACCAGCAAGCGGACGUAUCGUGUUGUUCUAUGUAUCGGCUUGGGCGCACUUAUUGGAUGGCCAUUCAGCGCCGCUAUUAGCAUCCCAUUUGUAGUUGACGAGAUUAUGGUUUACGGCCAUGACGGUGCUGUGGAUAGGCAAGGUCGAGUGGUUCAAAUCAUCAGACCCCCUAACUGGCGACUGCAGCGCGUUAUUCGUCUGGCAAAGGCUGUUGCCGUCUGUGCCGCUGGCAUCUCCGUGCCAGUCGUCCUGGUUGACUAUUUCUUUUAUCGACGACUUAUGUUUGUUCCGCUCAACAUUGUUCUUUACAAUGUGUUUGGAGGAGCUAACCAAGGCCCCGACAUCUUUGGUACUGAGCCAUGGUAUUAUUACAUUGUGAACGGAUUUUUGAGCUAUAACAUCUUAUUCUUGCUGGCGUUAGCAUCUGCACCUUUCGCGGCUAUUGCAGCAUUUGUUGAUCGCGAACGUGUACCAGGAUCAACCACGAUGGAUAAAAUGUGGCCUUAUAUCCAAUUGGGUACGAAGCUCUUGCCCUUCUACAUUUGGUUCACUAUCUUCACGUUGCAACCUCACAAAGAGGAGCGCUUCCUGUAUGUCGCUUACCCCUUCAUUGUUCUGAAUGCCGCUAUUUCUCUCUUUUUGGCACGUGGAUGGGUGAGCAGGACGGCCCGAGCAUUUGGAGCAAGCGUUCUUGUGCGUGCCAACAUUGUACGCUAUCUUGCUUUUGCUGUAUUGGCUGUGUACAGUGUCAUUUCUGUAUCUCGUAUCAUUGCCGUUACAACCCGGUAUCGUGCGCCUGCCCAAGUUUACAGCACUCUGUGGCAGGAACGUCCAGCCGACCAGCUCAUCAACCUCAACUAUCUCCAAGAAAACUAUCUCAACGAUGCGACCGUUGGCGAGAUCAAUUUGUGCGUCGGAAAGGAAUGGUACCGAUUCCCUGGUAGCUACUUUUUGCCAAGCGACAUGCGCUUACAAUUCAUCAAGAGUGACUUUGACGGCAUGCUCCCCAAGCACUUUGUGCCCGAUGUCAAGACUGUGACGUACGAGGAAAACGGAGAGGUGAUGACAUAUCGUGGACGUGAGUAUUCGUUCAAGGGAGCGCGUACCGUUCAGCCUGGUUUCAACAGCUACAACAAGGCAGACUCUGAUGCUUAUUUUGACCUUGAUAAAUGCGAUUAUCUCGUGGAUGCCGAUUACCCAUUGCGACCCAUUUCCACUCGUGAGCCUCGAUACAUCCAAGACGAAAAGACCUGGGAGGUUGUGGAUUGUGCACCCAUGCUGGAUGCAGUCAACUCUAAUCAGCUCUCACGUGCGUUUUAUGUCCCCGGCUCCAAAGGUCUAGUAUGGGCCGACUACUGUCUUCUCAAGAGACGACGCUCUUAA